UGCGGCGCUCCAGGCGGAACUUUCCAGAACGCUCGGGGAAAAGGCGGAGGAGCGGCGGCUGCCCGAGUUGCGCACGGCAACGCGCUCCUUUCCGCUCCCCCACACCGGCAUCGGCCCUCUCACCGGCUGUAGGAAAUGGUGAAAGAAACCACUUAUUAUGAUGUUUUGGGGGUCAAACCCAAUGCCACCCAAGAAGAAUUGAAAAAGGCUUACAGGAAACUGGCCUUGAAGUACCACCCUGAUAAGAAUCCAAAUGAAGGAGAGAAGUUUAAACAGAUUUCUCAAGCUUACGAAGUGCUCUCUGAUGCAAAGAAAAGGGAAUUAUAUGACAAAGGAGGAGAGCAGGCAAUUAAAGAAGGUGGAGCAGGUGGCGGUUUUGGCUCCCCCAUGGACAUCUUCGACAUGUUUUUUGGAGGAGGAGGCAGGAUGCAGAGAGAAAGGAGAGGUAAAAAUGUUGUGCAUCAACUCACAGUAACCUUAGAAGAUUUAUAUAAUGGUGCAACAAGAAAACUAGCUCUGCAAAAGAAUGUGAUUUGUGACAAAUGUGAAGGCCGAGGUGGUAAGAAAGGAGCAGUAGAGUGCUGUCCCAAUUGCCGAGGUACUGGAAUGCAAAUAAGAAUUCAUCAGAUAGGACCUGGAAUGGUUCAGCAAAUUCAGUCUGUCUGCAUGGAGUGCCAGGGCCAUGGGGAGCGGAUCAGUCCUAAAGAUAGAUGUAAAAGCUGCAAUGGAAGGAAGAUAGUUCGAGAGAAGAAAAUUCUAGAAGUUCAUAUUGACAAAGGCAUGAAAGAUGGCCAGAAGAUAACAUUCCAUGGUGAAGGAGACCAAGAACCAGGACUGGAGCCAGGAGAUAUUAUCAUCGUUUUAGAUCAGAAGGACCAUGCUGUUUUUACUCGACGAGGAGAAGACCUUUUCAUGUGUAUGGACAUACAGCUGGUUGAGGCAUUGUGUGGCUUCCAAAAGCCAAUAUCUACUCUUGACAACCGAACCAUAGUCAUCACUUCUCAUCCAGGUCAGAUUGUCAAGCAUGGAGAUAUCAAGUGUGUGCUAAAUGAAGGCAUGCCAAUUUACCGUAGACCAUAUGAAAAGGGUCGCCUAAUCAUUGAAUUUAAGGUAAACUUUCCUGAGAAUGGCUUUCUCUCCCCGGAUAAACUCUCUUUGCUGGAAAAACUCCUACCUGAGAGGAAGGAAGUAGAAGAGACUGAUGAAAUGGACCAGGUAGAACUAGUGGACUUUGAUCCAAAUCAGGAAAGACGGCGCCAUUACAAUGGAGAAGCAUAUGAGGAUGAUGAACAUCAUCCUCGAGGUGGUGUUCAGUGUCAGACCUCCUAAUGGGGCCAGUGAAUAACACUCACUGCUGGCAUUUUAUUUGCAGUAGUGGUUGAGUGAAGGACUAUAAUCAUAAUAUGCUCACUUCUUGCUAUUGUUUGUUUUAAUAUUCAACUAUAGUAGUGUUUUAAAAGUUAAAUGAAGAAUAAACUCGAAUAUAAAAGCUCUGA
Mesoplodon densirostris (Blainville's beaked whale) is the source of this 1496-nucleotide messenger RNA. RefSeq names its product DnaJ heat shock protein family (Hsp40) member A1 (gene DNAJA1). The transcript has 9 exons. NCBI's taxonomy places the organism in Eukaryota, Metazoa, Chordata, Mammalia, Artiodactyla, Ziphiidae. Gene Ontology annotation, cellular component: cytoplasm; cytosol. Gene Ontology annotation, biological process: protein refolding; response to heat. The record is from RefSeq and is a predicted model, not a curated record. Bases 136 to 1329 code for a protein of 397 amino acids. Gene Ontology annotation, molecular function: Hsp70 protein binding; ATP binding.